UUAAGGCGCGUAUUCACCAAAAAAGCGAGCAAGAGCGAACAAGAGCGAGCGAACAUUCUGCAUCAAUAAUCACCUAGUGUGUACCGGAUAGCGAGCGAACAAACGUUUUCUUGUUCGCGCUCAAAAAAGAUCGAGAGGAAGUCGGUACAUCAAAGAAAAUACUUGUUCAUGCUUGUUCGGUGUGGACGAGAUUUUUUUAGUGCUCGUACUUCGAUCGCUUGCGCUGCAUGCAUACGUUGCCGACCGUGUAGACCUAUUUACCUUUUCAAUAAUAAUUAUUAUAGCUGGUAUUCAAAAUGGAAUGGUCUAAUGAUAGUGUGUUGCAACUAAUAAACGCCUAUCGAAUUCGGCCGGUUUUGUGGAAUUCUUUGGACUCCUAUUACAAAAUUAAAAAUAAAAAAGAAGAUGCUUGGAGAGAAUUAGCCGAUAUGUUGAAUACUGAUAUUGCAGAAAUUAAGAAGAAAAUGCAGUCCCUACUUGCGUCCUUUAGAAGGGAGAGGCAGAAACUAAAAACCAUUUCGGGGAUGGGUGCCGAAGAGGUUUAUGAUACCAAAUGGUUUGCUUUCAAAAGUCUAUUAUUUUUGAAAGACAAGAAUCAACCAGUAGAAACACAGGAUACAGAAGGAAACAAUGAAAAUGAGUCCAUCGAAAUGACACAAGAUGAAGAUUUGGAGGAGAGCUCGGAUAGAGAUUUGAAUGAAACGAUUAGCAAUGAAAACCAUGCGGAUCAUGAAGCAAUUAUUCCCAAGCGCAAACAAUUUGUUUCUCCCAAAAGAAUUCAAAAAAAAAAACUAAAACCUAAUGAAGAUCCUAGAGUAACUGACGCUUACGCAGUGAUGACUGAUUUAAAAUCUAAUAUUUCAGCCCAAACAAAAGACGGCUGUUCGGUAUAUGGCGAAUAUAUUGGUUUUAAACUAAGAAGUUACAACUCAUACACCCGAGCUAUUGUGGAGCAUCACAUUAAUACUAUUAUCUAUAAUGCCGACAUGGGUUUCUAUGCGCCAAACAACAAUUCCAACAUCCAACUUCCGACAACAAACAGCACAGGAUAUUAUUCCAGCACUGCUCCGUCCCCUGCCUUAUCCCCCGCUGCCUCAUAUUCAUCUCAUGGUUCCACUACUUCUAAUUUUAACAAUCAAAUUCCAACAACAAACAGCACAGGAUUUUAUUCCAGCACUGCUCCGUCCCCUGCCUUAUCCCCCGCUGCCUCAUCUUCGCCUACUGGAGAACAAAAUCUGAACAUACCACAAACUGGUUUGACUGACUCAAACAGAGAUAUUAUGAAGAAUAAUCUUGUAUCAUUUUUUACUGACUAUAAAGAUUAAUAUUUCAUAAAAAUGUAAUGAUUAGUUUUAAGCUUUGUUGCGUUCAAUAAAGAUAAUUUGUGAG
This is a messenger RNA of Psylliodes chrysocephalus, 1389 nucleotides long. The record is from the annotation of a GenBank genome assembly. Lineage: Eukaryota; Metazoa; Arthropoda; Insecta; Coleoptera; Chrysomelidae.